Molecule: messenger RNA, 711 nt
Organism: Cutaneotrichosporon cavernicola
Lineage: Eukaryota; Fungi; Basidiomycota; Tremellomycetes; Trichosporonales; Trichosporonaceae
Gene: YUH1
Exons: 5
Coding region: 1-711 (236 amino acids)
Biological process (GO): protein deubiquitination; ubiquitin-dependent protein catabolic process
Cellular component (GO): cytoplasm
Molecular function (GO): cysteine-type deubiquitinase activity
Source: RefSeq, a predicted model, not a curated record
AUGGCUCAACGACAGAAGUGGGUCCCACUCGAGGCCUCGACUGAGGUGUUCACGGACUGGGCGCGGCCUCUCGGACUUCCUGACCAGCCCUUAUCGUUCCAGGACGUGUGGUCGCUCGACGAGGAUAUGCUCUCCUUUGUUCCGCAGCCCGUGAAAGCAGUACUCUUACUGUUUCCUGCCCGCGGCAAGCUGCAGGGUGUACGGAUCAAGGACGAUGCAGAUGAGGGGAACCGAUUCAAAGGCGACGUGUGGUACAUCAAGCAGCAGAUCCCAAAUGCCUGCGGCUCCAUUGGCCUCCUCCACGCGCUCCUAAACCUCCCCGAGGGUGACCUCGAGAAAGGCAGCAAGCUCCUGCAGUUCAAGGCGGCCUCACUUCCCCUCGACCCACUCGCCCGCGCCAAGCUGCUCGACGAGACCGAGUUCUUUAGCGAGGCACACACUGCCACCGCUCAGAGCGGUCAGAGCGAGGUGCCCACUGGCGACGCACUUGAGAACGUCGACAACCACUUCCUCGCCUUCGUUCAGGCCAAGAACGAGAAAGGCGAGACGCGCCUUGUGGAGCUCGACGGCAACCGCGUCGGCCCGCUCGACUGCGGGCCUAGCACCGACCUGCUGCGCGACGCCGCCAGGCUUGUGCGCGAGAAGUAUAUCCCCAACGCCGAGGGUGACGUCAGCUUCAGCAUGAUUGCGCUUGCGGGCGAAGCGGAGUAG